AUGGCGAUCGGAGCACCAGCUGGGCCGACGUCGCAUUCGCGUCAGCCGCAGCCGCAGGGAGACCGAAGCAGCAUCCUGGAGAACGUGUGGGCGAGCAUCAUGACGACGACGGCCCCAGCACCGGCGCCGGAGGAGAAGGAGGAGAAGCCGGCGAUCCUGCGGCGGCUGCCGAGCCUGGGGCGGUGGAUCUCCAUGGGCGCCGACGAGUGGGACGAGCUCCUCAACCUCGACGCCGCCUCCACGCCGCCGCCGUUCCCCUCCGCCGACGAGGAAGAAGAUCAUCAGCACCCGGCGCCCAUCACGGCGAGCGACAGCAAGGCGUCGUCGUCCUCGUCUCCGGCGCCGGCGACCGCCAAGAAGAGCUACAGGGGGGUGAGGCGGCGGCCGUGGGGGAAGUUCGCGGCGGAGAUCCGGGACACGCGGCGGCGGGGCGCGCGGGUGUGGCUGGGCACGUUCGCGACGGCGGAGGAGGCGGCCCUGGCCUACGACGCGGCGGCGCUCCGGAUGCGCGGGCCCCGCGCCAGCCUCAACCACCCGCUCCACCUCGUCCAGCGCCGCCUCCUCGACCUCGACCUCAUGGCGGCGGCGGCCCCCGCCGCCGACGACCAGGCCCCGAGCCGCAAGAGGAGGAAGAAGAUGGUCCACAGCGCUAGCUCUCCUACUACUGCCGCCGAUCAUGCGAGAAUUGUCGUCGGCGCCGCAGAAGAUGAUUUCAGGGAAAUCACCUCGGAUCAGGAUCAGAUGGUGUCAUUCGCUGCCUCGUCAGUGCACAGAGAUCGUGGGAUUCCAAUGCAAGAUCAGUACGUGAUGAGCUCUCGAUCCGUGAUAGAAUUGGAGGAGAUUGGUGGGGAGUAUUGGGAUUACCUGUUCCCGCCUGAUAUUUUAUAG
This is a messenger RNA of Brachypodium distachyon (stiff brome), 888 nucleotides long. RefSeq names its product ethylene-responsive transcription factor 15. Gene Ontology annotation, molecular function: DNA-binding transcription factor activity; DNA binding. The transcript has a single exon. The coding region runs from base 1 to 888 and encodes 295 amino acids. NCBI's taxonomy places the organism in Eukaryota, Viridiplantae, Streptophyta, Magnoliopsida, Poales, Poaceae. Gene Ontology annotation, biological process: ethylene-activated signaling pathway; regulation of DNA-templated transcription. The record is from RefSeq and is a predicted model, not a curated record.